This is a messenger RNA of Penicillium pulvis, 924 nucleotides long. Its product is annotated as RTA1 domain-containing protein. The transcript is spliced from 3 exons. Gene Ontology annotation, cellular component: membrane. Bases 1 to 924 code for a protein of 307 amino acids. NCBI's taxonomy places the organism in Eukaryota, Fungi, Ascomycota, Eurotiomycetes, Eurotiales, Aspergillaceae. The record is from RefSeq and is a predicted model, not a curated record.
AUGACACUAGAUACACGCUCCCACAAGGCCGGGGCCUCAUACUACCGCUAUGACCCCUCGUUGCCAGUUGCGAUCGUAGCGGCUGUUCUGUACUCAAUUGCGUUCAUCUUGACAUUCAUCCAAUGGAUCCGAUACAAGGCAUGGAUAUGGGCUAUCAUGGUCGUAGCUUCAGCAAUGGAGGCUGUUGGCUACAUUGGCCGAUGCAUUUCUACUCAGAAUGUAUCAGCAAGAUCAGUCUACGUGCUCCAAUUCGCCCUCAUCAUCCUCGCGCCAGUCCUCAUGGCUGCUUGCUGCUAUAUCCUGUUCAGUCGCAUCCUCUUCCUGGUAGUUCCUCAUGACGCUCGAACAUUCCAGCUGUGUUGGGUUCCACCCCGAUGGAUCACGCCUAUCUUCGUUGGAUUCGAUAUCGUCGCUCUGAUGCUCCAAUUGGUCGGAGCUGUGAUGAUUUCUUCCGUCAGCACCACCGACACGGACGCAGCUAGCAAAAUCGACAAGGGGAAGAGUAUCGCCCAGGCUGGUGUCAUUAUUCAAUUAGCUGCAUUUGGGCUCUUCUCCGUGGCAGCUGUGCGGUUCAAUUUUACCUCUAAGGAGUUCUCGAAAGGGCUGGACGAGCGGUAUGAGCAUGUUGAUGAGAAGAAUUAUUCUAUUGGUGGGAUCGUGAAGAACAAGCACUGGCCUGCAUUGUUGCGGGUUGUUAAUCUUACUACUUUACUGAUUCUGGUCCGCUCUAUUUAUCGGCUUGUGGAGUUCUCUUCAAGUGUUACUGGGUAUGUCAACACGCAGGAAUGGACGAUGUAUGUUUUUGAUGCAUUGGUCAUAUAUCCUUGCGUUGCGCUGUUUGUCUAUUGGCACCCUGGAAUAUAUUUGCCUUACCUGGGCCUUCGUCUGCCCAAAGAAGCUCGGUCAACUGUUACUGUCAGUUAA